Molecule: messenger RNA, 1473 nt
Organism: Pedinophyceae sp. YPF-701
Lineage: Eukaryota; Viridiplantae; Chlorophyta; Pedinophyceae
Source: the annotation of a GenBank genome assembly
AUGGACCUCCUCGGCGGGGAGCCCGGGUGGGAGGUCGCGGGGGGAGUCGAAGCCGCGCCGGAGGGCUCGGUGCUGGCACUGGCCCUGUGCUCUGGUGGCCAUCUGUGCGCCGUGGUCCGCGAGGCCGGCGACUUCCAGCUCCGCCUCUGGCGCGCCGACCACACGCUCGUCGCGUCAGGCAGCUUGAACGCCCCGCGCGACGGCCGGCGGUGCUCGCGGUGGCUCGGACGGCUCGCCGAGUGCGCGCCCUUCGCCGCGGUGUCGCGCCUGCACGAGCCCGCCUGGAGCGCACGCGCCGGCGCCACGCGCCUCCUCAUCGCGCUCCCGUCGGGACUCCUACCCGACAACACCCCCCCGGAGAUGUCCCCCGCGCCGGGCGUCGCCGACGCCGUCGUCGCCGCCGCCGUCGCCUGGCCCGAGCCCGAAAAGGACCCAGCCAGCGCCCCGCGGCCCGGAACGAUCGCCGGCAUGCUCAGCCAGCGCGCACGCGCCAAAGCCAGCGGCAACACGCCGUCGCCGGGCGCCGGCCGCUCCGGACCGCCAGAGCUCCUCUGCGCCGUCUCGGCGCCCCACGAGGCCCCAGGGACCAUCCUCGCGGGCGGCGCGGGCGGCGUCCUGCUCGCGGUGUCGCCGUCCGCGUCCGGCACGGCCCUGCGUAACAUCGCGUGGCGACACCGCGUGUUGCCCCGCGCGGAGUUCCGGUCGAUCGCGCUGCCCGACGUCGUGCGGCUCGAGGUCGUGGCGGCGCGGCCGCGGCUCGUCGCCGGCGUGUCGUCGAACGGGAGUGUCGCGGUGUGGGACACGGCGGGCGGCGGGCAGCUGCUGUGCGGGGUGUGCGAACACGACUUGUGCGUGCUGUCGAUCCAGCUGUGCCACCUGCGCGACGACGCGGCGCUGCCGGCCGUGGGGAUGGUGCUCACGCGCCCGCGCACGGCGUCGGCGGGGGGGUUCGGGGGCGGCGGCGCGGGGGGGUGUUUCGGCUCGGAACGGCAGGGGGUGGGGGGUCUGGAGGAUCCGGCGGCGCACAGGCGGAGGUUGUCGGCGUACAAGGUGCUGGUGACGGAGCCGGACGCGGCGGGGCGGCAGAUGCACUUCGGCGUCGAGCUUCCUACGCGGGGGGUGUGUAGCUGCGCGUGGGGGCUGGGCAUGGGGGUGUUUGGGUUCUCGUCGGGCCACGUGGUGAUGUGGGACGUCGUGAGUGGGGAGGCGGUCGCGGCGGUGGAGGUUCCGCGCCGCGCCGACCAGGGGGACUCUGGCGCACACCCCCGGGAGCGUGUCGUGCAGGUCGGGCUGCGGCCGGGGCGGCGCGGGGGCAUCGAGGUGAUGUGGCGCGGGAGCGAGGGCGGCGGCGGAACGUUCGUGCUGUCGCAGACCCCCGUCACGCGGUGCCCGGGCGAGGACUCCCCCGGGGCCCUGUGCGAGGUGGCGGGCGCUGGCGUGGCGGGGCGGGGCGAGGUGGGCGCCCUAGCGUAG